AUGUCACAGCCAGCCAGUACCUCGCUGCUUGACCAGAUUCACGUGACCGCCGAGGAACGUGAAUUUGGCUGGAGCGGAAGUCUCAGUGGAGUAAGGGGACUCAGUGAACGGCAGGCGCGGCGCAUAUUACAUUUCGAAAAUUCCCUCAGGCAACACCUUGAAGUCGACAGACCCGACAUCCAGCCUGAGCGGAGUACGACAUCUAGUAAUGAAUUCGGAAUGGUCCACUCUACAAAAGAGCCUUUGGAGGUAGUGGCAGCAAGACAUUGUCGGGCGACAUGCACUCGUAACCCAUUCAGCCCCUGUAUUUUGAAGCCACGGGCGUCACUUCCUGAGUAUCAAAGAUUGGCCAGCUCUAGACUCAAUCGAUCUCUGCGCGUCAGUCGUAGCCAAUCGUCAUUCUUACGGUUUAGAAGCUUGAAAAAGUCCAAGUCUGAGGAAAGUACCUGGUCAAGUGAAUCCGACGAGUUAACAUAUCUUAUCGCUCGGGAGAAGAUAGACAAUUCAGACGUUUUUACCGCACAAGAAUCAGGCACGGCGAAUCUGGAAAGGAGCCAUUCCAAAACAGGUUUACGUGGUCUAGUGCGCAAAUUGGUCGGAAGCGCAUUGCUCAGUCCCACGGCCGAUCGCUCUCCAAGGAAGACGAAUCAAGAUAGCAAUUUUACAAAAGACCCCUCGCCUCUUUAUCAUUUGUCGCAUGACAUGGUUGGUGCUGCAUCUCCCUUUCCAAUGCGACCCCCGCUUUACCUAGGUUCAAGACAUCAUUCUUCAUCUCCAAAUGGAGAGUGGAUAGGCGUCAGUCGGAAGGUGGUCUCAGAUUCUUAA
Messenger RNA from Puccinia triticina, 825 nucleotides. RefSeq lists its product as uncharacterized. The transcript has 2 exons. Bases 1 to 825 code for a protein of 274 amino acids. The record is from RefSeq and is a predicted model, not a curated record. Lineage: Eukaryota; Fungi; Basidiomycota; Pucciniomycetes; Pucciniales; Pucciniaceae.